AUGUUCCUCAUCACCGCCCAUCUGAUCAUCCUGAGCCUGCUGGCUCUAGCAAGCAGCUUACCACAUCCCAUUGACAGCAUACAACACAUCAAGCGCUCCCAACCCCCCAAAACACGAAGAACUACCAUCGGCGGCCACGGCGUGGUGAUACUCCCAGGCGGCGCACCAGCCGAAGUAAACGGGGGGAAACCCACAACCAAGAUCAGUAUCGGGGGGUCUACGUACCAGGUUGCGCCUGGGGUUGAUACGGUGAUUGAUGGCGUGCCGGUUGAGGAGUAUACGCCGGGGGAUGAUGAUGGGGGAGUACAGGGGAUUGGGGAAGAGGAGGUGAGUGAGGGGAAGAAGAUGGCUGUUGAGUUUGCGGAGGCGGCGGGGAGGAUUUUGGGGGGAAGGGAGUACACUAGGGAGUGA
This is a messenger RNA of Dichotomopilus funicola, 411 nucleotides long. RefSeq lists its product as uncharacterized. The transcript is spliced from 2 exons. NCBI's taxonomy places the organism in Eukaryota, Fungi, Ascomycota, Sordariomycetes, Sordariales, Chaetomiaceae. Bases 1 to 411 code for a protein of 136 amino acids. The record is from RefSeq and is a predicted model, not a curated record.